Molecule: messenger RNA, 1040 nt
Organism: Cylas formicarius (sweet potato weevil)
Lineage: Eukaryota; Metazoa; Arthropoda; Insecta; Coleoptera; Brentidae
Product: phospholipid phosphatase 1-like
Exons: 4
Coding region: 62-994 (310 amino acids)
Biological process (GO): phospholipid metabolic process; phospholipid dephosphorylation; signal transduction
Molecular function (GO): phosphatidate phosphatase activity
Source: RefSeq, a predicted model, not a curated record
UAAUUGGUUGUUCAUUCGUUAUCAAGAUAUUGAAGUGAUUGUAGAGACCAAAUCACGACUAAUGAUGACCGAGAAUGGGGAAUUGUUGGUGGAAAAAGCCCCCGUGGACGCUUCAUUGGAUGAAUCCAGAAAUCGGAAUCAAAACGAGCAAAACAGCUUCUCAAACAGAAGUCGAUCUGCUAAUAUUAAAGAAAUACUUGUGAAUCGCGUGCCAUUUCCGUUGAUUAUUGACGCUAUUUUGGUAUUAACCGUGUUGAUUAUAUUUCUCGUCUUGCACGAAGAUCUGGUCAUGUAUCCCCAAGUUAAAGUAGGAUUUUAUUGUCAAGACCCGGCUCUAUCGAAAAGCCACAACAGUAGUACCAUUGCAGUCAAACACCUGAUGGUUUCGACGUUCGUACUCAUUCCCGUCUUUACCAUUGCGGUGACGGAGUUCUUCAAAAACGUCUCAUGGAAACAGAAAAUUAGAAAUUUCUGUUACCUCUAUACGGUAUCCGUAACUACGGCGAUGAUGUUGUUUAUAAUCAACAAAUUCACAAAGUUUAUGUUCAGUGAGCACAGACCUGACUUUUUCGCAGUAUGCAGACCAGAUACAAAUGAAAAUUGCACGGCUGGCACCUACGUUGAAUCGUUCGUUUGUUUAAAUAAAGACAAAUUUCCAAGGAUUGUCGCUAAUGAGAUAUCGAAAAGUUUUCCUUCUACUCACGCGACGUUGUCAGUGUUCGUCACUAUUUAUUGCAGUUACAUUGUACAAGGGGUGCCGUCCAGUAAAACGGGCUUUCUGGUUAAGCACUUGUUCAGUGUGGCAUUGUUUAUGUGGAGCAUCGCAAAUUCGGUGACGAGAAUAACCGACGGCCGCCAUUUUUGGUGGGAUGUCGUAGUCGGUGUUCUCUUAGGUGCGUUCGCUGCGUGGUACGUUCUAAGGACCACGAGCCUAAAAAUCAUGGAACGUGUCUAUUGCGGAAAACAAUGCGAGACAAUUCGAAAAAUGUAUUAGAGUGGAGUAAAAGUUGUUUGUAAUUUGGCUGUGUAAAUAAAUAGAU